Molecule: messenger RNA, 1428 nt
Organism: Halichondria panicea
Lineage: Eukaryota; Metazoa; Porifera; Demospongiae; Suberitida; Halichondriidae
Product: LIM/homeobox protein Lhx3-like
Exons: 6
Coding region: 130-1128 (332 amino acids)
Biological process (GO): neuron differentiation; regulation of transcription by RNA polymerase II
Cellular component (GO): nucleus
Molecular function (GO): zinc ion binding; DNA-binding transcription factor activity, RNA polymerase II-specific; RNA polymerase II transcription regulatory region sequence-specific DNA binding
Source: RefSeq, a predicted model, not a curated record
GAAUGAUUGGAAUUUCAAGAUUGGGGGCAUCUUAGUAAUUGAUGUACUUCUACUGGGGGGAGCCCAAUUUUAGUAUUCAAGCAAGUGGCUAAGUUUGUAUUGUUGUUGAAGAAGAACAAGAGGAGACAAAUGAACGGAUUAGGUGUAAUGGAGUUUGGUUCAGGGUCGUACCCCACCCCCUCUCAAGGCAUCACCCUCAUACAAUCACCAGUUCAAUCGUCUGGAGGAUUAACUCUUCAAGUACAAGCUCCUCACAACCAGCCGCAGGGGCUAACGCUUAUACCCGCCCCCUCGCAGGUAUCCAACCAGGUGGGGGGUCUGUCCCUCGUACAGACGCCCACGCAACAGUCCCCCCUAGACCCCCAGCAGGUAAUAUCUCAAGACUUUUCCUUCAACACCAUCCAGGAGCAGCAACCAGACCAUCACUCGGGAGCGAAUAGCGGCAACAUCCCCUGCUGUGCUGGUUGUCAUCACCCAAUAGUCGACAGAUUCAUCCUUAAAGUUCUUGACAAGCCGUGGCACUCUAAAUGUCUUCGCUGUGUGGACUGCGACAUGCUGCUCACAGACAAAUGCUACUCCCGUGAUGGCGAGGUCUUCUGUAAGGCAGACUUCUCAAGACGAUUUGGCACCCGGUGUGCAGGUUGUAAUCAGCCCAUCCCUCCCACUCAAGUUGUGCGAAGAGCCCAAGAGAACGUAUAUCACCUCCAGUGCUUUGCCUGCUUCAUCUGCUCACGGCAGCUCUCCACUGGCGAUGAGUUCUACCUCAUGGACGACAAAAAGCUCGUGUGUAAAGCCGACUAUGAAGCUGCAAGAGCAAAAGAUGGCAACCAGAAGAGGCCUCGUACGACUAUCACUUCCAAGCAGCUGGACACCCUCAAGGCUGCCUAUUCUGUGAGCCCAAAGCCAUCCCGCGCUGUACGGGAACAACUGGCCAAUGAGACGGGACUGGAGGUCCGUGUGGUUCAAGUGUGGUUCCAGAACAGACGAGCCAAAGACAAGCGAGGGGGUAAAGGGGACGAAGCGGGUAGCCCCACGCUGAGCAGCAGUCCCACAGCAGAUGGUGCCCCCUCAUUAGGUGUUGUCUACUGUGGAGGAGAUGGCUCCUUUUCACAAACCACAAGUGCAUGAUGUCUCCCUGACUGUAGGACGAUAACUUAUUAUUCUCUAGAGCUAUACCUCAAACACAAACACGUAUACAGAACAAAAUCAAGACCCCUUGAAAUUUAGACGUAACGAUUACAUGUACUGUUCUGCUGGCCAUCUUUUUCCCCAUCCAUCCAUUUUUUUCUCUCUUCCUUCUAUGUACUUCAUUUCUAGUUUUGAUUUGUGUACAGGACUUUGUGUAGCUUACUUUUUUUCUUCGUUGUGUAUAUACGAAACUAUGACCACCAUCAUAAUCACGUCAUGUGAUAAUGUUAUCCCCUCCUG